Molecule: messenger RNA, 1779 nt
Organism: Pseudomassariella vexata
Lineage: Eukaryota; Fungi; Ascomycota; Sordariomycetes; Amphisphaeriales; Pseudomassariaceae
Product: Alpha/Beta hydrolase protein
Exons: 4
Coding region: 1-1779 (592 amino acids)
Source: RefSeq, a predicted model, not a curated record
AUGCGUCUUCUUUCGCUGCUAGCUACUGGCUUCGGCCUUGGCGCUUCGAUAGUAGUUGCUGCCCCCAUGGCUGACAAUGGCACGUUGCCACAUCCUGUUACUGCGCCGACCGUGACGCUGAAGAACGGGACGUACUCGGGGAUAUACAGCUCGGAGUAUGAUCAAGAUUAUUUCUUGGGUAUGCCGUAUGCUCGGAAGCCAAUUCGCUUUAGUAACUCCCAAUACCUUAACUCAACCUGGGACGGCAUCAAAGAAGCAACCGCUUACCCAAAACAUUGUAUCGGCUACGGCGGUGACGAAGUAGGCUAUGAUCUCUCAGAGGACUGUCUAUACAUCAAUGUCGUCCGCCCUGCCGGAAUCUCAGACACCGCCGAUCUCCCAGUAGCAGUCUGGAUCCACGGCGGUGGUCUCUACAUGGGCGGUUCCGCCGACAGGCGCUACAAUUUGAGUUUCAUCGUAGACAAUAGCGUCAAGCAAGGCACGCCCCUCGUCGCCGUGAGCUUCAACUACCGCCUGUCCGCCUUUGGAUUCCUCCCCGGAAGCCAAGCCCUCGCUGAGGGGGUGACCAAUAUUGGAUUCCGCGACCAGCGCCUUGCGCUGCGUUGGAUAAAUGAGAAUAUUCAGUCAUUUGGGGGUUCGCCGGAUCUAGUGACUAUCUUUGGUGAGAGCUCGGGAGCGGAGAGCGUCAGUGCUCAGGUUUUGGCUUAUAAUGGUCGCGACGAUGGCCUCUUCCGCGGCGCAAUCGGACAAUCCGGCUUCGGCGGCCUCGUCCCUCGCUAUGCCGGCGGCUUCAACGCCACGACGGCUCAGCAGGAACUCUUCGACACCCUCUUAACCAAUACUUCAUGUGCUUCUACCGUAGGCACCCAGGAAUCCAUCGCGUGUCUACGAAAUGCCCCUUUCGAGGAAAUCAACUACGUCCUUAAUGUCACGGGACUCGGCCCCUGGCCCCCGAUCUUGGACCACGACUUUUUCGCCGACUACCCGUACAACCAGCUGAGAGACGGCAAGUUCCCUAAGAUACCUGUCUUGAUUGGCGCCAACACGGACGAGGGCACCGCAUUUGGCAGGGGCCACGGGCCAAAUGGUUCGGUCAUUAACACUGAUGCUGAUUUCGAGUAUGCUGUGCGGGACAUAAUCAACGAAAACGUCACACUCUCAACCGGCAAGACGGUCGAUGAGAUUGUGGAAAAGAUUAUGUCGUUAUACCCCAACAUCCAGAGCGAGGGGAUUCCAUCUUUGGAAUCUUGGCCCCAGGUCAUCACGGCAAACUUGACUUAUACGGCCGAGUUGGGUUUGCAGUACCGCCGGAUCAAUGCGCUGUAUGGUGAUUAUUUCAUGCACGAUCCGCGCCGCCGGAGUAGUAUUGCUUGGGACAGGGCAGGGCUGCCAUCGUGGAGCUAUCGAUUUGAUGUCACUGUGAAUGGGAUUAACGAGUCUUAUUCUGCUACGCAUUUUCAGGAGGUCGCCUUCGUCUUCUAUAACCUCAACGGCGACGGCUACACUACCAACCCCUUCGCCAACACGACCCAGGCCUUCAAGGACCUGGCCUUCACCAUGUCCACUGCCUGGAUCAAUUUCAUCACGGCGCUGGACCCCAACAAGGGUGCGGCUGUGGAACCUGCUUGGCCGGUUUACAGCGAGGGGACUGGCGUAGACGUCGGGCAGAAUUUGGUGUUUAGUGUAAAGGAUGGGGGCAAUUAUCUGGAAGAUGAUGACUAUAGGGCUGAGGCGAUAGGCUGGUGGAAUGAGAACCAGCUGGCCAUAUUUGGUAACUAG